CAUCUAUUGGAGAACUUUUGUUUCUGCGCAUACCUGUAGUUAUCGUCCAUUUAUCAUUAUCGAGGUGAAAUCCUCACAAUAUGGUGAUAUUGAUUUUAGACCGUAUCGCCCAGCCCUACAUGUAGCUGUCUUUCUCUUUGCUUAUUGUUGUGUGUGUGGACUUCUGGAAUCACACAAGGUGUUGCAAUUCUCCUGUGAUUUCGUAACCUCACGAGAUCGGCCAUGUGGAACACUUUUGCUCCCGUUCCGGGUGGGAAUGAUGUCGUGGACAAAACGCCGUUACUCUAUGUUAUUACCGCUUUCACGGCCGGCGGAAAGAAAGGGUUACUGUCAGAAUCUGGUUAGGAUCAUCAUCGAGAUUAUCGUGGAUCGAAACCAAACUUCCUCCUAAAGAUUUAGUGAUUAUAAAGGAUGUCUUUCACUGACCAUGUAGUUUUUUAUUGAUAUUAAAGCGGAUGAUCUGUUUAUUGCACAGCUGGCCCAUGUCACCGCAAUGAAAGGAAGUGAUCACAAAGAUCUUCUGGAAGAUGAAGAUGAAGUGGAUGAACACCAGCCAUUCCCCUCACUGCCACAGAUUUUCCAAGCUGUUCCUGAACACGUCGGCUUCAAUAUCGAACUGAAGUGGAUCAGUCAGAUGAAGGAUGGAUCGUGGGACGGAAACUUGUCCACCUACUUUGACAUGAACUCCUUCCUGGACAUCAUCCUUGGCUGCGUUCUACAGAAAGGCGGAAAAAGACGGAUUAUCUUCUCAUGUUUCGACCCAGAUAUCUGCACCAUGGUUCGUCACAAGCAGAACAAGUACCCCAUCCUUUUCCUGACUCAGGGGAUUUCAGUCAGGUAUCCGGAGCUGAUGGACAUUCGCUGCCAGUCCACUCAGAUCGCCAUCAGCUUCGCUCAGAGCGAAAACAUUCUGGGAAUCAGCGCCCACACAGAGGAGCUGCUGAAGCACCUGGAUUACAUCAGGGAAGCUCAGUCUAAAGGCCUGGUGGUGUUCAGCUGGGGGGACGACAACAACGACCACGACACCCGGAGGAGCCUGCGGGCCCGGGGAAUCGACGGGCUCAUUUACGACAGCAUUUGUGAGGCCCAAGCAGAGCAGCCAAACAUCUUCCAGGUAGAGGAGCAGCACAGCCUGCAGGAAGUCAUCACAGAGGAGACCUUGAAGAGCUCCUCCUGCUCCUGCUACUCCAUCCCCUGCUCAUUGGUACCCUGCGCCGCCUCGCAGGCUCACGUUGGAAGUGCCGAAUCCGAUUCUGGCCUUAGCUCUUCAUAAAAUAAUCCCUCAGCUUCUACCUUCAUGAACAGUUUAUUAAACACACACACACACGCACACGGACCUAGGUAGGAUUUAGAAGAUUAAGUGGAAGCUUCUGCGCACUCAGAUAAAUGCCAAAAAAAGAUUUCUGUCUAUAUUUUUUUAAGUUGACCAGGAUGAUCAGGUGUUCCUUUUGGCAUCAGACGUAAAACCGCGUAGACCAUCUCCUCUCUCUUUCAUGUGGAUUUUAUUAAACCCUCAGAGGUUUUUUAUUUAUGCUUUUUAUUUAUAGUUGGAUUUUUAUGAAUUUAUGGAGAAAGAAGCCAUGCCAAACUUCAUUUCUCACACACCAGGACGGAGGUCUUUACAUGCUGGUGAAUUGGGAUAUUGCACAUUAGAGCGCAGGUUGAUGUUGCGUCGAAGUGAAACUUGAUAUUUUAUGGGUGAUGACUGAACUAUGGUGGUGCGGGAUUACAUUCUCUGCUAUGUAGCUGUGUGUUUGUGUUACCUGAUGUUCUCAAGUACCAAUCUGAUGCUGUUUCCUGAGGAAUUCUGGGUAAGAAUUGCUUUCUACAAACGGCGUGUGCAACUAGACGACGGUGCAGGUUUUACUUCCUGCUGGACCAACUUAACGCACUUCGAAACCACAUCAAUGAUUAGGUCCUCCUAAUGAGGAGGUUUAGUUGACUGCACUUGCAUCGACUUUUCUUGCCUUUGAGACUGUUUAUUGAUUAGCAUAUUAUUAUUAUUAGCUAUUAUGUCUUACACAAUUCAAACUGUACUGUAUAAUGUAGCUUACAUGUACCCAAUUAGAGGAAAAUAAUGGUUUAUUUGCACUCAGACCACAGCCUUAAAGGGUCAAUUUAAUUAUUUUGGUUUGUUUCUGCUUAAGGCCUUUGUGUUCAUCAGUAAAAAAUAAGACUCAGUCUUUAAACCAGUUUAAUUCUACAACACCACACAGACUGGUGCCACAUGAAUUCAGCAGUGAUGUCUGAAUCUGACUUUGCUGUGAGUUUUCUGUAUAUAUGUGUACAUACUAACACAAGUUGUUAAUAAAACCAACUCAUUA
This is a messenger RNA of Nothobranchius furzeri (turquoise killifish), 2324 nucleotides long. The record is from RefSeq and is a predicted model, not a curated record. Lineage: Eukaryota; Metazoa; Chordata; Actinopteri; Cyprinodontiformes; Nothobranchiidae.